GCACUCCGGACUUUAACGCAAACGCCGCGCUCGCCGUACCCGUUGGCGAAAAUCAAAAUGCAAAUGGCGAAAGUGAAAUCGGUGGAAUCGUUAGGGAUGAAGUGGGCAAGGACGGUCAAGAUGGAUUAAAAUCGAGAGCAGGCGAUUCUUGUGGUGAUAAGAAGUCUGCAAGUGCAGCGCCAGGGACUACAGAAGAAAUCAGAUUACUGUGAAGUGGACAUUGAUACCUAACAAAUAAGAAGAGACCACUGUCUUGCACUAUUGCUGGAACAACUGCAGUUGACUGUGGUUGACUGCAGGGUUUAUAAGCAAAAUGAAUUCAGCAAGCAAGGUUGGAGAAAUAUUUGUUGAAGCUGGAGAAGCAUUCAACAGGCUAGGCAGUCUGACAGUACAGUUACAGCAGGCAUCUCCAAACCCUACCAACAGCGGAAAAUGGCAGGAGGAUGAGAUCGAUCUACUCCACGACGCCGUUAAACGGUUCGGCGCCGAUCCGCAGAAGAUCAGCGAAGUGCUCAAAAGUCGCAGCGUGAGCCAGAUCAGAAACGCGCUGCGGACCAAGGCCUUCGAGGGUGUGCAGGGCGGCGGGAAGCCGCGGCCGCGGCCAGCCGAGCGGUCCAAGCAACAGUCUCAGCCGGCGCCCCAGCCGGCACCCCAGCCACCGCAGCAGCCGGACCAGCAGGCCGGCAUGGUGGCUCAGUCGGACGUGACGCUGAACAUGCUGAACGCCGGCGUGCCGGAGCACGAGGGCGACAUGAGCGGCGCCUACUACGUGGGGCCCACAGAGGAGGUGUCGUGAGACGCCCGAGCCGCUCUCCCAGGGACGGGUGGAGGGGAAAGUGACUGACGGGGGCGGUCCACGGUGACACUCGGCCGGCCGGUGACCCGUACUCCGCAGUGGUCACUGGCGACACUCCCGCACUCGUGACUUGAAUGGACGUCCUGUAUUCGGGACUGGGUCCGUCGGGCAGUCACUGACAUGGAGACUUGACGGAUUCUAAAUCGCAGAGGACAAGCGCGGAUCAACGCCGCGCGGUUCUGGCUAAUUAAAUGCCGCGCUAUGUUUGCGCAACCCGCCUUCUUAGUUUGACAUCAUUUGCAACUCCCAAACAUAAUGACAGUCUGCUGUCUGACGAAUGUUGUUUUGUGUGGCCUUCGACGAGGUUUGCUGUCGCGUACCGUUGCAGAGCAGCAGCAAACGAUUGACAAAUGCAGAAUACCUCGUGGUUGGAAUGUGAACGUGAUCGAUCGAAGUUUAUGUUUGUCUGGUUUCGUUAUCAUUCAUUUGCUGCCGUCUUGAGUUUGACCAUAGUUCACCACAUUCAUGCUUCGCGUAUUCAUCCAUUUGUGUAAUAAAUUCCAUCACACUCGUU
Messenger RNA from Amphibalanus amphitrite, 1370 nucleotides. Its product is annotated as chromatin complexes subunit BAP18-like. Gene Ontology annotation, cellular component: NURF complex; MLL1 complex. The coding region runs from base 314 to 796 and encodes 160 amino acids. The transcript is spliced from 5 exons. The record is from RefSeq and is a predicted model, not a curated record. NCBI's taxonomy places the organism in Eukaryota, Metazoa, Arthropoda, Thecostraca, Balanomorpha, Balanidae.